AUGAAAGUAUCCAACUUAUUAUUUUUGAUCAAUUUAUCAUCGAUUUUGUCUGCUCCUUUAGACUGUGAUACAACUCAAGUUCACGCUCACCAUAAACAUAAAAGAGAUGUUGUUUAUGAUUAUGCUUAUGUUACUGUUACUGUUGAUGGACAAGGUAAGUUAAUUGAAGAAACCACUUCUUCAACUCCAACUACUUCAUCCACUCCAACCACUUCAUCAACUUCAACUGUUGCUACUACUAGUUCAAGUUCAAGUUCAGUUGCUUCAACUACCAAAACUUCUUCAACUCCUCAACAAACUAGUUCAGGAAAUUCACCACCUCAAGGUGAUUUAUCUGCUUAUUCUGAUCCUACCGAAGAAUUCGAAGAUGGUGUUCAUGAUUGUACUAGUUUCCCAGAAGGUCAAGGUGUUAUUCCAUUAUAUCACUUAGGAUUCGGUGGAUUCUCAGGUAUUUAUAAUUCUGAUACUUCAACUGGUGGUAAAUGUAAAGAAGGUUCAUACUGUUCUUACGCUUGUCAACCAGGUAUGGCUAAAACUCAAUGGCCUGAAAGUCAACCAGCUAAUGGUGUUUCCGUUGGUGGUUUAUUAUGUAAAAAUGGUAAAUUAUAUAAAACCAACUCCAAUUCAAAUUACUUAUGUGAAUGGGGGGUUGAAAAAGCUUCAGUUAAAUCUAAAUUAGAUCAAACCGUUGCCAUUUGUCAAACUGAUUAUCCAGGUACUGAAAAUAUGGUUAUUCCAACUGUUGUUGAAGGUGGUAGUUCAUCCCCAUUGACCACUGUUGAUCAAUCAUCUUAUUACACCUGGAGAGGUGGUUCCACUUCAUGUCAAUUCUACGUCAAUGAUGCUGGUGUUGAUUGGCAAACUGGUUGUUCUUGGGGUAAUGAAGGUGAUGGUUAUGGUAACUGGGCUCCAUUAAACUUUGGUGCUGGUUAUGCUAAUGGUAUUGCUUACUUGUCAUUAAUUCCAAAUCCAAAUAACCGUACUCCAAUGAACUAUAAUGUUGAAAUUGUUGCUGAUGGUAGUUCAUCAGUUUCAGGUCAAUGUGUUUACGAAAAUGGUAAAUAUAACGGUGAUGGUACCGAUGGUUGUACUGUCGGUGUUACUUCAGGUAAAGCCGUUUUUGUUUUGUAUAAUUAA
This is a messenger RNA of Yamadazyma jaroonii, 1137 nucleotides long. The record is from the annotation of a GenBank genome assembly. Lineage: Eukaryota; Fungi; Ascomycota; Pichiomycetes; Serinales; Debaryomycetaceae.